Molecule: messenger RNA, 2381 nt
Organism: Petromyzon marinus (sea lamprey)
Lineage: Eukaryota; Metazoa; Chordata; Hyperoartia; Petromyzontiformes; Petromyzontidae
Source: RefSeq, a predicted model, not a curated record
GGUGGGCCGGCAGGCAAACUGGCCGGGGAGUUCGGUGGGAGUCCCUCUUAUCAGCUCAGAUGUAAUUCUUGUGUAUUUAUUUUCCCUGUUGCGGCCGUUGCUCUGGCCCCAAUGUCCAGCACUUCACCUUGCACCCCCUCCCCGCCACCGCCCCCCCCCCAUUGCUGCGUGUGGGAGGGGCUGUUUAUUCAUUAAUCACAACAGUGGCUAUCCCACGUGUCAUCGUGGUUCUCACUGGGUCGUGUGUGUCUGUGUGCUAGAGGGUUAGAGGUUAGUUUCCCUCACCAAAGUUCUGGGUCAUGUGCGUGUAUGUGCUAGAGGAUUAGGAUAUCUCGUAGGUGCUUGCUAACAGCACUUGCCUCAACAGUCUGUUAAGGCUACACGGGGGGUCUUUGUACUGGGUCGUGUGUGCGUGCGUGUGUGCGUGCGUGCACCACGGCAGUGCGAUUUGCUCGGGUUCCGUGCGUCAAUAUUCCACAGUUUCUCGGGAUGAAGUGGCCACGUGGAGGGCUUGGUAAAAGCAGGGCUGCUGCUCUCUCCAGCUUUCCAGCAAAAACCUCACGGAAGUGGCUUUGCGUUUUGAUUUCCCCUUUUGCGAACGUCGCUCAGAAAAUUCCCCCUCAGCCUCAGCUCCGGCCAUUGAGGUGUACGCUCGCGCGCACAGGUGCGCACAGGUGCGUGCACACCUGUGCGCGCGAGCACAGGUGUGUGCAGUGGGGAGCACUAGUGUGGUGGUUAGCGCGCUUCGUUACAAACCAGGCGACCCGAGUUUGACUCUCUCCCACUGCACCAUACCGGUAACUGUCUGAAUCGGUAAUGGGCCACCCUUGGGUGGACUCGGCCAUAAAUGGGUACCUGGUGCCGUGUUUAAACAUCAGCACUGGCGAGACGAAUGCGGCCGGGCGUGGUGCUGGCCACCCACUUCCCUCAUGUGCCGUGCCGGCCUUAAUCGGCUCUCGCUUACGGAACUUGUCCCAACCGCCUGUGCAGGCUACACGGGGGGGAUCUUUGCUAUUGUUUGUACGUGUGCAUGUGCGCGCGUGUGACACGCGUUGUUGUCGUCUUCUCCCGUCCGAAGGCCUUGGUAUGGUUCUCUGAGCCUCGGGCAUUUCCGCCGAGACCCAGCGACAAGCGUUUGCGGCAGGAAGCGUGCCUUCCUGAUGCUGAUGCUGCUGUGUAAUGGGGAAGCUUUCCACACAGGAGAAUUAUUUGCAGCGCACAGCGCUGGGGAAUCACUUGCAGCAUGCAGCAGCGGCAAAUGAGUGCACCGGUGUUACACCGUUUGUCCCUCUCCUCUUUUGUGUCGACUAGAAAUAGAGAAUAAUUUUCAGCAUUUGGCAUUAAAUAUAAUGUGUAUAUAGCAGUGUUUACCAAUUGGUUCUCCCUUCUUGUAGCGAACAGAAAUAGAGUAUCAAUUUCCAGCGUGCAACACAAGGGAAUCAAUUGGAGCAUGCAGCAGCAACAAAUGUGUGCACUCACGUUGACCAUCCGUCAUCUUUCGUGUGGAACACAAAUGGAGAUUCAUCAUUUGCGGUGUGCUGCACGAGCGGAUCAUUUGCAGCAUGCAGCAAUGGUAAGAACAAACGCGUGUUUGACCCCCGGUCCCUCUCCCCUUGUCCUCCCGCCCCAUCCCGACCUUUCUCUCUCUUCUCGACCCGCAGUGAGGCCUUCUCUGCACUGCCAGUCUUCGUGGCAUGACGACAAACAGCAAUAGCAGCAAGGUGAACAAGGCUCUCAAGGUGAAGCGCGAGCCGAACGAGAUUUUGCCGAACGCCGGCAGCGUGGCGUCACCUGACGGCGCCGCACUCACCGGGGGGGGGGGCUGCGGCGGCGGCGACACGGACACCAGCUGCGGUGGCGGCGGCGGUGGCAGCAGCGGCCCGCUGAGCGACAAUGAGCUGGUGUCCAUGUCGGUGCGCGAGCUGAACCAGCACCUGCGAGGCCUCUCCAAGGACGACAUCGCGCGGCUCAAGCAGCGGCGGCGCACGCUCAAGAACCGCGGCUACGCCGCCAGCUGCCGCGUCAAGCGCGUCACCCAGAAGGAGGAGCUCGAGCGGCAGAAGGGCGACCUGCAGCUGGAGGUGGAGAAGCUGGCGCGCGAGAAUGAGAGCAUGCGCCUCGAGCUCGGAGCGCUGCGCGCCAAGUACGAGGCGCUGCAGGCGUUCGCGCGCACGGUCGCCCGCGAGCCCAUCGCGCCCGCCAAGGUGGCGGCCACCAGCGUCAUCACCAUCGUCAAGUCGGAGAACAACAGCGGCGGCGGCGGCAACAACAGCAACAACGUCAUCGGCGUCAUCAGCAACAGCAGCAUGGGCAUGGGAAUCGGCGGCGGUGGUGGCGGCGGCCCCGGUGGGGACCGGUGGGGACCGGCGGUGCCAGCGUGA